Molecule: messenger RNA, 645 nt
Organism: Symbiodinium sp. CCMP2456
Lineage: Eukaryota; Dinophyceae; Suessiales; Symbiodiniaceae
Source: the annotation of a GenBank genome assembly
AUGCUUGACAUGAUGAAGAACUGCAACAAUUUCUCCGACGCGGCGCUGUGGCUGCUAGCUCGCCGGCGCUUGGAGAGCAAGUUCAACCGCUUGGAGAGGUGGGUCCUGGCAUUGGAGCCGGUCUCACUCGACGUGAUUCGCAGGGUGCUCCUAAUGGGCAGACGCGAGAUGGCAGAGAGCCAGGCCGAGUCAAUGGGAUACGUGCCGAAUCCCCGUUCUCUAGGCUUCAAUGUUGAAGAUGUCGUGGGCCGACUCAGCACACCCAGUGGCGGAAGCAGCUGCUUCGUGAGAUCUUCCUACUGCUGCGCUCGAAGCUCGCCGUUGCCCCCCAAGAAACUUUGCCAUUCCAGCGAAGAGGGAUCCCCCGACUCCUGCGACAUGCGGAAGAGGGAGACGGUCCUUGAGAAAUCCUGGGAACCUUCGAUUGAGGAUUACCCUUGUAGUGUGUGGGACCCUUUCGACCGUCACAAGGUCGAGGACCCCGAGUUGAACACCGCCCUGACCGCAGAGGACCAAGAGCCAGCUGUGCCCCCAGUUCUCAUUGAGCGCCUGCGCACCGCGCGCCCACUCCGGACCCAGAGCAGGAUCCACCAGGACCUCCACACGGACGAGGAUGUCGUGUGGGAUGCAGACAUCGGCGAGUGA